Messenger RNA from Balaenoptera musculus (blue whale), 3734 nucleotides. It is a transcript of the gene GPR61, whose product is annotated as G protein-coupled receptor 61. Gene Ontology annotation, cellular component: plasma membrane; endosome; signaling receptor complex. The transcript is spliced from 2 exons. Gene Ontology annotation, molecular function: G protein-coupled receptor activity. The coding region runs from base 112 to 1467 and encodes 451 amino acids. The record is from RefSeq and is a predicted model, not a curated record. Lineage: Eukaryota; Metazoa; Chordata; Mammalia; Artiodactyla; Balaenopteridae. Gene Ontology annotation, biological process: G protein-coupled receptor signaling pathway.
CACACACAAAAUUGGGAAGCCUGGGCCUGGGCUUGCCAUCCCAGGGUCACUGGACUAGGAUGGGGGAUGGGCCUGUGACAGGAGGUGCCCUGGGUGUCCUCUUUCGGCCCCAUGGAGUCCUCCCCCAUCCCCCCGUCAUCAGGGAACUCUUCCAUUCUGGGGAGGGUCCCUCAAACCCCAGGUCCCUCUACUGCCAGUGGGGUCCCGGAGGUAGGGCUGCGGGACGUGGCCUCAGAAUCUGUGGCCCUCUUCUUCAUGCUCCUGCUGGACUUGACCGCUGUGGCUGGCAAUGCUGCUGUGAUGGCUGUUAUCGCCAAGACACCCGCCCUUCGAAAAUUUGUCUUUGUCUUCCACCUCUGCCUGGUGGACCUGCUGGCUGCCCUGACCCUCAUGCCCCUGGCCAUGCUCUCCAGCUCCGCCCUCUUUGACCAUGACCUCUUUGGGGAGGUUGCCUGCCGCCUCUACUUGUUCCUGAGCGUAUGCUUUGUUAGCCUGGCCAUUCUCUCGGUGUCGGCCAUCAACGUGGAGCGCUACUAUUAUGUGGUCCACCCCAUGCGCUACGAGGUGCGCAUGACGCUGCGGCUGGUGGCCUCUGUUCUGGUGGGUGUGUGGGUAAAGGCCUUGGCCAUGGCUUCUGUGCCAGUGUUGGGAAGGGUCUCCCUGGAGGAGGGAGCUCCCAGUGUUCCCCCAGGCUGCUCACUCCAAUGGAGCCACGGUGCCUACUGCCAGCUUUUUGUGGUGGUCUUUGCUGUCCUUUACUUCUUGUUGCCCCUGCUCCUCAUCCUAGUGGUCUACUGCAGCAUGUUCCGAGUAGCCCGAGUGGCUGCCAUGCAGCACGGACCGCUGCCCACGUGGAUGGAGACCCCCCGGCAACGCUCCGAGUCUCUCAGCAGCCGCUCCACCAUGGUCACCAGCUCGGGGGCCCCCCAGACCACCCCGCACCGGACGUUUGGGGGAGGGAAGGCAGCAGUGGUCCUCCUGGCUGUAGGGGGGCAGUUCCUGCUCUGUUGGUUGCCCUACUUUUCUUUUCACCUCUACGUCGCCCUGAGUGCUCAGCCCAUUUUGACUGGGCAGGUGGAGAAUGUGGUGACCUGGAUUGGCUACUUCUGCUUCACUUCCAACCCUUUCUUCUAUGGAUGUCUCAAUCGGCAGAUCCGGGGGGAGCUCAGCAAGCAGUUUGUCUGCUUCUUCAAGCAGGCGCCGGAGGAGGAGCUGAGGCUGCCUAGCCGGGAGGGCUCCAUUGAGGAGAACUUCCUGCAGUUUCUUCAGGGCACUGGCUGUCCCACGGAGUCCUGGGUUUCCCGACCUGUACCCAGCCCCAAGCAGGAGCCACCUGCUGUUGACUUUCGAAUCCCAGGCCAGAUAGCUGAGGAGACCUCUGAGUUCCUGGAGCAACAACUCACCAGCGACAUCAUCAUGUCGGACAGCUACCUCCGUCCUGCCCCCUCACCACGACUGGAGUCCUGAUGGGCUGCUGGACACUUGGAGGGAGAUGGGGCUGGGGGCCGGUUAUGACCGCAAGGAACUCCUUGUGGGAUCACCUUUUCCCAGCUAGCUGGGGCUGGGGUCUCUGCACACAGCUUUCGCUUAGUGUUUUCUGGGUUAGGAACAGAGCCAACUGGAUGGAUAUGUGGCAAAAGCCUUGGACGUGGCUGUGAGCCUUGACUACUGGGGGAGGGAACCUGGUGAGAUGGUGAUGAGAUUAAAGGGUCAAAAAGGUGAGAUGAUGCCUCUCAACCAAAGAACUUUCCAUGACUCAGGAAGCAGGGAAACCCUAAGGGUAGGAGUUGGAAGAUAUAGGGCAGCAGACCAGGCUUGGAGUUAUUCUGGGGACUCUUUAGGAUCUUUCAUUUUUCAGUGUAAUUGUCCAGGGCAGAAAUUGCACUCAAGCAAGAGCUGGCCUCCCUGAUCUCUCUCCUCAUGGCAGUGACCCAUCGCCAGCCCUCUGGACAAUCGGGUACAAGAGACUAAGGUUGGGAAUGGGAAAGGUGGGGUUUCCAUGGUUCAUUAAAUGCCUCCCUACUCCCAUUCAUCGCUCUCAAAAUUAGCUUCAGUGACAAAGACUUAAAUCUCUCUCCUAUCUGCAGCCCUGGGUUGGAGAGAGGGCACGGGAGUUGGGCUCAGCUGUUCACUGAUUGAGACUGUAGGAACUGUGUUGGGUGGUCUUGGUGGUGGUAUAUUCAAGGGAGGGGGAAUAAUCACAAACUGGACAGGACACCCAUCUGGGACUACCUGUCCGUCCACUUCCCUCAAUUCAAUCAGGUCACAUUAGAGAGCUGAGGCAGGACCACAUGGUGGUGUGAUCUGUAUUUGAACAAAUUCCUGGCUUAAAUGAGCAUCAAAGAGGAAGAUGGCUUGGUGGGAGUGGGAUAGUUUCCCCUCUGAACAGUUAAUAAAUAAUUUUUAUUAUAAAAAGUUAUGCUGAUAUCAACAUUGACUCCUUCAGUUCAACUCAGUGCAUGAUAGUUGAAUACCCUAUUCUCUGGGACUCACACAGAGGAUUUGGAGUCACUGCCUUCGAGGAGUUCACAGUCUAAUUUGAUCAGGUACCUUGUAUUUUGACAGAGCAUUUACAUAUGGUAAAGCACUAUGGAAUGUGUUAAGAGAAAUAUAUUGAGGAAUAUGUUCCUGGUUCUAACUUCUGAGAGUUCAGCCUAUUGCAGCAAGAUGCCUAUAUGGAGGCUUCCUGCAGAUUGAAAAGUAUGGGGGCUGUAGAGGAAACUCUAGUUGAAGAAAAUAAUUUAUUACACGAAACUGGGCAGCUUCUCCUCCUCAGAUCUAGGAAAUUUUCCAGGUUUCUGUCUUCCUACCACUAGACUUACUCUAGUCCAGUGCUUAUUACAUUGAGGAAAUCCCUUAGAUAAUAUAUACACCGAGGAGAGUCUUUUGCGAUUGAAAUGCAUGUUCUUCUCCUCUCUCUCCUCCUUUUAAAGAUAAAUUCGUGAGGGAGGAAUCUCAUUCCUAGAUAGGGGGAAAACUUCUUCCAAACACCACUGAUGAGCUAGCAGACCCUAAACAUUGCCAGCAGGUGGCAGUGUGAGCCCAGUGGCGCUAGGAAAGAUGAGUGCAGGUGGGGAGGGGGAGGGGGGGACAUUAAACACUGCCUGGCAGCCAUUUUGUUAACUUAUUUUGCCUUUUUGUUUGACUUUGCCCUCCAACUUUUCCUUCACAUGUAUCAAAGGAGAAAAUCUUAAGUACAAGAAUAUGGCUAAUUCAGGCUGAAGUUUCCUGACACUGUGAUCUCACUGGUGUUUAUUACAGAAUUUGACAUAUGCUGGUUCAUUUGCCAUUUAUAUUUCCCGGAGUGGAUCAUGAAGGAAAUAAAAAUUUUCUCUUCUAUUAUGCUGAGAACUUUCCCAACAAUUUGUCAUGACCACCUUCCAGGGGUUUUCUAAUCACCAGGAUCACUUGGUAAAGUUCCAUAUGUAAUUCUUAGCUGUGAAAGCCAUUCCUGGACAAAAUUUGACCUCUAAAUCCACUGAAGAAAUCAACAGGUUGAGAAAACUGUGCUCUCAAGUUAUUUUUUUCCCCGCACCCUGGUGGUGUUGGGGUAACUCUCAAUCCUAGAUGAAAACCUUCUGUUGUCAGGUCUCCCAGGUAACACCUUAUAGUAGCAUGGUAGAAAAGGAGUGAAUUUGGAGUCAGAUCUACUUACUCACUGUGUGAACUUGGGAAAGAUGCUUAAUUUCUCUGAGCCUAUUUCCUCAUCUGUAAAAAUGGGGAUAAUAUUAACC